GAAUAUGGCCGCGCGGUCAGUGUGGGCGGUCCGGCGGCUGGUGCAGCGCCUCCUGGCCCCGAGUGCCGCGUCCGAAGGCAGGGGAUGGCUGCAUCCUUUCAGCACCGCCACCCAGAGAACUGCUGGAGAGGACUGCAGUUCUGAGGACCCUCCCGAUGACCUUGGGCCCUCUCUUGCAGAACGAGCCUUAAAGCUUAAAGCUGUGAAACUGGAGAAAGAAGUCCAGGACUUAACAAUGAGAUACCAGAGAGCUGUAGCUGAUGGUGAAAACAUAAGGCGGCGAACCCAGAGAUGUGUAGAAGAUGCCAAGAUAUUUGGAAUUCAGAGUUUCUGUAAGGACUUGGUAGAGGUGGCAGACAUUUUGGAGAAGACUACAGAGUACAUUUCUGAAGAAACAGAGCCUGGGGACCAGAAGCUCACUCUGGAGAAGAUCUUCCGAGGGUUAUCACUUUUAGAAGCAAAGCUGAAAAGUGUGUUUGCCAAACAUGGCCUAGAGAAGAUGACACCCAUCGGUGACAAAUAUGACCCUCAUGAGCAUGAACUCAUCUGUCACGUGCCCGCUGGCGUUGGGGUACAGCCCGGCACCGUGGCAUUAGUAAGGCAAGAUGGCUACAAGCUUCAUGGCCGCACCAUUAGACUUGCCCAGGUGGAAGUGGCCGUGGAGUCUCAGAGAAGACUAUGAAAGGACCGUG
Messenger RNA from Puma concolor (puma), 692 nucleotides. RefSeq names its product GrpE like 2, mitochondrial (gene GRPEL2). Gene Ontology annotation, biological process: protein folding; protein import into mitochondrial matrix. The record is from RefSeq and is a predicted model, not a curated record. Gene Ontology annotation, cellular component: PAM complex, Tim23 associated import motor. NCBI's taxonomy places the organism in Eukaryota, Metazoa, Chordata, Mammalia, Carnivora, Felidae. Gene Ontology annotation, molecular function: adenyl-nucleotide exchange factor activity; protein homodimerization activity; protein-folding chaperone binding.